Molecule: messenger RNA, 2556 nt
Organism: Striga asiatica
Lineage: Eukaryota; Viridiplantae; Streptophyta; Magnoliopsida; Lamiales; Orobanchaceae
Source: the annotation of a GenBank genome assembly
CACCCCUGGUUAAAGUUAAAAGUUAAAGUUAAGACUGGGUAUCGUAUAUGCCCGAUAUUAUAAAUAAGCCUUCCCAGCACACGCCAUUCAUCAUCAUUCAUCUUCACUCACUAUAUUCCAUCUCCGAUUAUUUAUAAUUAUUAUUAUUAUUUAUAAUUUGAGAUGGCGGCCAACGGCAACGGGCGCGUGGGAGGCACGGGACGGCACGGGCUGCCCAAGAUUCAUACGGAGAAGAAGGAUCACGAAAUUUGCAUCGACGACAGCACCCCACCUGUUAGGGCCCAGACUAUCGACGAGCUUCAUUCCCUUCAGAAGAAGAAAUCAGCGCCUUCUACGCCGAUAAAAGGGAUUCCCGGCGCUACUUUGGAGGAGGAGCGCAGCAAGCAGCAGCUCCAGUCUAUCAGCGCGUCAUUGGCAUCGCUGACGAGAGAGAGUGGACCGAAAGUGGUGAGGGGAGAUCCGGCGAAGCAGUCGGAAACGCCGCGGAUCGUGAGCCAGAGCCACGUCAGCCCCACCAUUGGCGUCAGCGAUAGUUCGCUCAAAUUCACUCAUGUCCUCUACAACCUCUCGCCCGCCGAGCUAUACGAGCAGGCCAUUAAGUACGAGAAAGGAUCCUUCAUUACUUCCAGCGGCGCCAUAGCCACACUUUCCGGCGCCAAGACCGGCCGUUCCCCAAAGGACAAACGCGUCGUGAGAGAUGAAACUACUGAGGAUGAUCUUUGGUGGGGAAAGGGUUCUCCAAAUAUUGAGAUGGACGAGCACACUUUCAUGGUUAACAGAGAAAGAGCGGUGGAUUACUUGAACUCCUUGGACAAGGUCUUUGUUAACGAUCAAUUCCUGAACUGGGACCCUCAGCAUCGCAUCAAAGUCAGGAUCGUCUCUGCCAGGGCAUACCAUUCUCUGUUCAUGCAUAACAUGUGUAUCCGGCCAACUCCCGAGGAGCUGGAGAAUUUCGGUACCCCCGACUUCACAAUCUACAAUGCUGGGCAGUUCCCUUGUAACCGAUAUACCCACUACAUGACAUCAUCUACAAGCGUAGACCUAAACUUGGGAAGACGUGAAAUGGUCAUUCUCGGCACUCAAUAUGCUGGUGAGAUGAAAAAGGGCCUUUUUAGCGUCAUGCAUUACCUAAUGCCCAAGCGCCAGAUCCUAUCCCUUCACUCGGGAUGCAACAUGGGCAAAAACGGGGAUGUUGCUCUUUUCUUCGGAUUAUCUGGCACUGGGAAGACCACGUUGUCUACCGAUCAUAAUCGGUUCUUGAUUGGAGAUGACGAGCACUGCUGGAGCGAAAAUGGCGUUUCGAACAUUGAGGGCGGAUGCUAUGCCAAGUGCAUUGAUUUGUCGAGGGAGAAGGAGCCUGAUAUUUGGAACGCCAUCAAGUUCGGGACCGUGUUGGAGAAUGUGGUGUUUGAUGAGCACACAAGAGAAGUGGACUACUCGGAUAAAUCCGUCACGGAGAACACUCGAGCGGCAUAUCCGAUUGAAUAUAUCCCCAAUGCUAAGAUUCCAUGUGUGGCCUCACACCCGAAGAAUGUGAUUCUACUGGCUUGUGAUGCUUUUGGCGUGCUCCCGCCUGUGAGCAAGCUGAGUCUUGCGCAGACAAUGUACCACUUCAUCAGUGGCUACACUGCUCUGGUUGCUGGUACGGAGGAUGGAAUUAAGGAACCACAAGCGACUUUCUCGGCUUGCUUUGGGGCAGCCUUUAUAAUGUUGCAUCCCACAAAAUAUGCAGCCAUGUUAGCUGCUAAGAUGCAAAAGCACGGUGCCACUGGGUGGCUAGUCAACACUGGCUGGUCUGGUGGAAGGUAUGGGUCUGGGAGCCGUAUCAGGCUUGCAUACACUAGGAAAAUAAUUGAUGCUAUUCACUCGGGCAGCCUAUUAAACGCUAACUAUAAGAAGACUGAGGUUUUUGGGCUCGAGAUCCCAACUGAGGUCGAGGGUGUGCCUUCUGAAAUAUUGGAACCUUCCAACACCUGGUCGGAUAAGAAUGCUUACAAGGAGACGCUGCUGAAAUUGGGUGGGCUGUUCAAGAACAACUUUGAAGGCUUUGUGGCUCACAAGAUUGGAAAGGACGACAAGUUGACUGAUGAAAUCCUUGCUGCAGGUCCUGUUUUCUGAUCAGCCACCGGAGAAGAAGAAUAAAAGAAGUCUCUUUCUUUAAGUUAUUAAACGAAAAAAGAGAUGCUCUUUUUUCAUGGCAAGUUGUAUUCUGAUCGGUAUGUACGAAAAGGCUUCAGUGAAUUGCCUCAACAUAAGGCUUCAGUGAAUUGCCUCGAUUUUGAGGAAUUGACGCAAAUAAUUUUAUGCAAUUUAGUUGGAUAAAACGCUAGGCCUGUCGUAAUAGUACUAUAGUCGACUAAACAUCGGGAUGCUUUUUUUUUUUUUUUUCAAUUAUNUCUUGACAAGUAAUGUAAUGUGGACCUAAUGAAAACCAACAAUUUUAAAGAAUAGUAUAAUUGGAAGUGCACAAGCUUAUAUCCAACUUUCUGAUAACAAGUGUAUAAUAAUCAGUACCUAAAAGGCAAACAAGAAACUUUGGCCUCUAGUCAAGUGUAU